Messenger RNA from Clupea harengus (Atlantic herring), 1570 nucleotides. It is a transcript of the gene macrod1, whose product is annotated as mono-ADP ribosylhydrolase 1. Bases 16 to 582 code for a protein of 188 amino acids. Gene Ontology annotation, cellular component: nucleoplasm. Gene Ontology annotation, molecular function: ADP-ribosylglutamate-[protein] hydrolase activity. Gene Ontology annotation, biological process: DNA damage response; peptidyl-glutamate ADP-deribosylation; purine nucleoside metabolic process. The record is from RefSeq and is a predicted model, not a curated record. The transcript is spliced from 8 exons. NCBI's taxonomy places the organism in Eukaryota, Metazoa, Chordata, Actinopteri, Clupeiformes, Clupeidae.
CAUCUUGUUUACAAAAUGAGACGUUUCUAUGCAAGAGAUCUAAAAUGUGUCCUUUUCCCCCCUCUCUUUUCAGCAAACAAAACAUUGCUGGGUGGUGGUGGAGUGGAUGGAGCCAUCCAUCGCGGGGCUGGGCCUCUGCUGAGGAAGGAAUGCAUCACUCUUGGAGGCUGUGAAACGGGGGAGGCCAAGAUCACCGGAGCCUACGGCCUGCCAGCUAAACAUGUGAUCCACACCGUGGGACCAAUAGUCUUCGGCGGAGUGGGUGCCAAGGAGCAAGACGCCCUGCGAGACUGUUACCUCAACAGCCUCAAAACAGCUGUGCAGAAUGAGCUGAGGACAGUGGCUUUCCCUUGUAUCUCCACUGGAGUCUAUGGGUAUCCACCAGAGGAGGCAGUGGAAGUGGCGUUGGCCACAGUGAGAGAAUACCUGGAUGAGCAUCAUGAACAGCUGGACCGGAUCAUCUUCUGUGUCUUUCUGAAGUCGGACGCGGAUCUCUAUCAGCGCAAUCUCCCUCUCUAUUUCCCUCAGGCUCAGUCUGCUGACCAAUCAGAGAGCCCCACUGAUGGACAGGAUCCUCUGUGAAAAGCAAGCUAUGAUUGCCUGUCACGGUUGCCGUGGAUACGCUACACCACCCAUCAUGGUUUUGCCUGACCUCCUCCUCCUGCUCCUCUUCUUCUUCUCCUCCUCCUGCUCUCUGCUUGCUUUAUUAUUUUUAUUCGCUCUCCCCUCUGUAGAAAAUCACACGUACAUGUGUAAUUACUGCGGUACCGCAGGGAAACACUUCCAGACGGAGGGCUCAGCCCAGGCACAACACCACCCGCCACCUUCCUAAGCAAGACAUGUUCGCAAAAUACCACGUAGGGUCAAUAACUGCUAUUAGGCACACAGUGUCAAGUGUAGCACUUCUGGCUGCAGCUUAGAGUAAAACUAGCUAAUGUGGAGAUUAUACAAUUGUACCUUUGUGUUGGGUAGAAUUCUAGCAUUGGUUUUAACCUAGAUAUCAGGUGCUCCUGGUAUUUAUGCAGCUUGUGAUUUCAUCUAAUAAUGUAAGUGUUAAUGAGGUGGAAAGAAGCGUCGAAAUAGGUGGAAUAUUAAUGUUGACGUUUGACUGCUUUUGAUAAGUGCUGUCUGACAUGGUUCACACCACAGUGAGCCAUCAUGGACAUUUUCAUUAUAGCUCGUUUUCUACUGAUCACUCUGUGAGCCUGCAGUUUGUUUAAUUCAUGAGAUUCUUAUUAAAACAUAUUCUUUAAUAGGAGGGAUGCAUUUGAGUGGAUUUGAAAUGAUGUUUGUAAUAUUAAUAGCCAAAGAUGUGAUUUGUACUUUCUAAUCUGUUUCUACUCUGGCUAAAUAAACAUUUGGCACCACACAGAGAAGGGUUGCCUUAUGGGCACAUAUAAGUUAUUGAACCUAUUAGGCCCGUGGAAAUGGAAGCCUCUGUAAUGUAGGCCCAUGAUCUCAACACUUAGCCUACAAUUAAAUAAUUGUUUUUUUCCUCUCUACCAUUUCACUGUAUGUCUGCAAGCCUGAUGAAAGAAUCUCAUUAAAGUCAAUUCUUUUGGAAAACUAA